AAACAUCAAAAACUCAAAAAUAAGAAGAAAUGAAAAGUUAACAUAAGAAAUAAAGACAUAAGAAAUAAAGAAGAAAUAAAAACAUAACCGUAAAAGUUUGAAGGCACUCUUUGUUUUGUGUACUUUUGCAUAAAUUUUAAUUAUUAUUAGUGUUUAUUAUGGUCUUUUACAACUUUCCUUAGAAAACACAGUUAAGCUAUGAUGAAGGCAGACGCUUCUCUUUUGUGGAACGCACUAAGAGGAAUUAUUUGCGUCUACAAACCGGCAGAAGUAUCAGUAAGAUCUCUUAGAAGUAAGCUUAUACAUAAAUUGUGUAAAGACUUAAGCGAAUUAGAUGUAAAGCUUAGAGUACCUGCGUUAAGUUCUGAUUCUUGUUCAAAUAGUUCGCUUAUUCCCGAUUCCACUGAUCACUCAAUCCAACAACAGCAGUCUGUAACUUCUUUAAUGCUUAGAGAUGUAGAAACGUCAUUAACUUUUGAUACUGGAAAUGUGGAUUUAAGUCACCACCCGUUAGUAGUCGGACCAAGGUAUUUAGAUGAAGAUUUAGCAGUAAGUUGGUCAAAUUAUUUGGGAUGGAAUACGAGUGGAGUUUUAAUUUUUGGAUUGAGAGCAGGAACACAGUUUGCCAAAUAUAUUCGAGAAAAUCGUUUAACACGAGCAUAUAGAAUAAAAGGUGUUUUUGGAAAAGCCACUGAUAAUGGACUUAAAUCUGGAAAAGUUGUUGAAAGAUCCACUUGGAGGUUUAUAAAAGAACAUCAUUUUCAGAAGAUUUUAUCAGCAAUGCAAUCGUCCCAUCAAAUUAAAAUGUAUGAAAUGUGUGGAGUAGACAUGCAGUCCCAAUUGGCCUACGAGUUAGCCCUAAAAGGACCAAUCCGACCAGCAAAUUCCAAAAUACCAAUUAUAUACGGUUUGAAACUUAUCGACUAUGAAGGACCAAGUUUUACAUUAGAAAUUCAGUGUAUAAACGAAAAUGAACAAUAUUUAAUUAAUUUGGUACAUGAAAUAGGUACACAACUUCACUCGACAGCUCACACCACAGCUUUAAAAUGUAUUAGGCAUUGUUGUUUUAACUUGGAUCAUGCAUUGUUACAAAAACAUUGGAAUUUAGAGAAUAUUGUUAAUAAUAUGGAUAUGUGUAAUGGACUAUUAAGUGAAAAUGAAAAAGUUCUUAGACAGAAUAAUAUAGCAUUAGGAUAAACAUGUUUGUUGGUUUUUAUUGUAAAUAUUGUUUUCUUUUUACGUAGUUUCUUUAACAUGUUGAUUUUAUACUGUU
Molecule: messenger RNA, 1273 nt
Organism: Diabrotica virgifera virgifera (western corn rootworm)
Lineage: Eukaryota; Metazoa; Arthropoda; Insecta; Coleoptera; Chrysomelidae
Product: pseudouridylate synthase TRUB2, mitochondrial
Exons: 3
Coding region: 199-1197 (332 amino acids)
Biological process (GO): RNA processing; pseudouridine synthesis
Molecular function (GO): RNA binding; pseudouridine synthase activity
Source: RefSeq, a predicted model, not a curated record